Messenger RNA from Dendronephthya gigantea, 1188 nucleotides. Its product is annotated as survival motor neuron protein 1-like. Gene Ontology annotation, biological process: mRNA processing. The transcript is spliced from 10 exons. NCBI's taxonomy places the organism in Eukaryota, Metazoa, Cnidaria, Anthozoa, Malacalcyonacea, Nephtheidae. The coding region runs from base 38 to 1024 and encodes 328 amino acids. Gene Ontology annotation, cellular component: nucleus; cytoplasm. Gene Ontology annotation, molecular function: RNA binding. The record is from RefSeq and is a predicted model, not a curated record.
GUCUUCAAUUGUUUUGGCGCCGGCGUUCAAAUCCAAUAUGGCGGCCAAAGUUGGCGAUGUUGUUUUCAAAGCAGGCGAGGCAAUAGAUAUGGAAGAAUUUUGGGAUGACAGUGCAUUAAUCAAAGCUUAUGAGAAAGCAGUUAAUUCAUUCAAGUUCGGUACAGACGAAGAUAAAACUGAGAAGAUAAACCAACCUCACCAAACCUACAAUGGCAAAAAGAAGAAAAGGAGGAGAAGACGGUCAAACAAGAGAGACAUGAAAAGUUCUUGUGAUGAAGUUGAUGAUGACACUUCAAACUGGAGUGUUGGAGAUAAAUGCCUUGCAGUCUUCUCCGAAGAUAGAUUGAUUUAUGAAGCAGAGAUCAUAGAGAUUUGUUCAGACAUUGAGAACAUGUGUGUUGUGAGGUAUUUGGAAUACGGCAAUGAAGAACAGCAGUACCUUACUGAUUUGAUGAAGUCCUGUCCUUAUUCUCACCAGAGUGAGGAGGAUUCUAAUGCUGGUUGCUCCAGUAAUAAUCAAGACACAGACACACAAAAUUGGAAAGUGAGCGACUUCUGUGUUGCACCAGAGCCACCUUACCAACAUUAUCAUGAAGCUGUUAUCAACUCGUUCUCAUCUUCAUUAACUUGUAAAGUCACAUUCCUAAGAUCACGGAAAAGUCAUGAGGUUUGUGUUAGGGAUCUGAAAAGGUCUUGUGAUUUCAAUCAAAAUACCAGUGCUCAUCAACCACAUUCCAAUUUGAAUUUUAUCCCACCCACAUUUCCAUCCUCAACUAUUAGGGGUAUACCUCCACCCCCAGUCCCCCCACCUCCUCCUCCAAUAUCUCUGGAUGAUAUUCAGGGUGAUGAGGAAUCACUAGCAAGCAUGUUGAUGUCAUGGUAUCUAAGUGGUUACCAUACUGGAUAUUUUAAGGCUGUACAACAAUUUAAGAGAAAUCAUUUAUCACAAUCAACAAAUCAACCUGCCUGCCAUUCAAAUGCCAAUCCUCAUUCUCCAGGACCUUGUAUGGACAUGAAGGAGUAAUGUGACUUUUAUAUCCCUUAGCGACAACCUGCAAUCCUUCCAACCUCGUACCCAGGGCCUUCUCGUAGGGGAAGAGGGGGUUGCAAUCCUUUUGAGUUCAAUGAAAUUUUAGAAAUUCAGUAUUUAAGUUUUUGCACACUAUUGAGUAAAUAAAUAUCUUUUGU